Entrophospora sp. SA101 is the source of this 457-nucleotide messenger RNA. Lineage: Eukaryota; Fungi; Glomeromycota; Glomeromycetes; Entrophosporales; Entrophosporaceae. The record is from the annotation of a GenBank genome assembly.
AAUCAAAGAAAACUACAAAUUUUCCAUUAGUGAUAAGAGAGUGUCAGCAAAUCCUGAUUUUGUAGUGGAUAUGAAAAAAACUGCUAUUAUAGUCACAGAGGAUAAACAUUUGAAAAAUGUUUCAGCACCUGACUUUGGGGAAGCACAAAUACUUGCUAAGAUACUUGCCUGUGGAGAUGAAAAUUUGCAUCGAUUUGAAGAACUUAUUCAUCAGACUAUAUAUGCAAUCCGUGUCAUCUCAUCAUAUGUGACAUUUUAUAAGGCUGAAAUUCCUACAAUAUGGCCAGGAAAAAAUGGUACAAAAUCUGGUCUAGAUUUGGCAGUACCAAAAGAGAGGCACAUGAUAUUUGAAGCAAUAACCAAAAUUCACCACUCUCUUUUACAAUCCACAUCCUCCACAACCACUUCUACCUCUCACACUGUUACUAGCAUCACAGCACCUGUAGAGCAAGAGUAG